AUGUCGGAGAAGGAGAUCUGCGGGAUGAUGACGAGAGCCGCUGCGAAACGAAAGGCGAUGGCCACGGAGGAGGAUGAGCGGGCUAACAAGAAGAGAGUGGUGCUCGGUGAGCUUAUCAAUUCUUCCAAUGUCACCAUCUUACCCAAUCUCAAUAAGAGAAUUCAGAUCUCGAGACCCAUAGAGACUGUUACUCCCCCAGCGAAGCUGAGAAAGUCAGCUCCGGUUGCUUUGGCUGUGCCUGCCGUAGAAUCAGGAUCUGACAUCGAUGCUCGAUCUGAUGAUCCCCAGAUGUGUGGGCCUUAUGUAGCCGACAUCUAUGAGUAUCUCCGUGAAUUGGAGGUGAAGCCAAAACUGAGACCUUUACCGAAUUACAUCGAAAAGGUUCAGGAAGAUGUCACAGCAACCAUGAGAGGCGUUUUGGUGGAUUGGUUAGUCGAAGUUGCUGAAGAAUACAAACUCGUCUCUGAGACACUUUACCUCACUGUCUCUUACAUCGACCGAUUCUUGUCCUUAAGAACUGUCAACAGGAAGAAGCUUCAGCUCGUCGGAGUUUCUGCAAUGCUUAUUGCAUCGAAGUAUGAAGAGAUAACUCCUCCUGAUGUUGAAGAUUUCUGUGACAUCACUGAGAAUUCAUUUACGAAACAAGAAGUGGUGAAGAUGGAGGCAAACAUACUUCUUGCGCUUCAGUUUGAAUUAGGAAGGCCUACAGUCCAUUCUUUUAUAAGACGGUUCACAAGUGUUGCUCAAGAAGUGCCACACUUGCAGCUAGAGCCUCUCUGUUGCUACUUGUCAGAGUUGACUAUUUUAGAUUACAAAGCUGUGAAGUUUGUGCCUUCUAUGUUGGCUGCUUCUGCUGUCUUUCUCGCUCGCUUCAUCAUCCGUCCCAAACAACAUCCUUGGAAUCAAAUGUUAGAAGAAUACACAAAGUACAAAGCAGCUGAUCUACAAGAGUGUGUUGGAAUCAUACAUGACUUGUAUCUGAGCAGAAGUGGAGCUUCUCUACAAGCUAUCAGAGAGAAAUACAAGCAGCAGAAGUUCCAGUGUGUUGCGACCAUGCCUGUAUCACCUUCUCUGCCAGUUACCAUUUGGGAGGAUGUUACCAUUUGA
Molecule: messenger RNA, 1107 nt
Organism: Microthlaspi erraticum
Lineage: Eukaryota; Viridiplantae; Streptophyta; Magnoliopsida; Brassicales; Brassicaceae
Source: the annotation of a GenBank genome assembly